Colletes gigas is the source of this 1990-nucleotide messenger RNA. RefSeq names its product glucose-6-phosphate isomerase (gene Pgi). The transcript has 11 exons. Lineage: Eukaryota; Metazoa; Arthropoda; Insecta; Hymenoptera; Colletidae. Gene Ontology annotation, molecular function: carbohydrate derivative binding; monosaccharide binding; glucose-6-phosphate isomerase activity. The record is from RefSeq and is a predicted model, not a curated record. Bases 92 to 1765 code for a protein of 557 amino acids. Gene Ontology annotation, biological process: gluconeogenesis; glycolytic process; glucose 6-phosphate metabolic process. Gene Ontology annotation, cellular component: cytosol.
GUAACUCUCGUGCGUAUUGUAUACGUGAGUCGUCACACGAUAAGCACUAGUAGCAUCUUGUAAAUUUGGACGCGGUUUCCUUAAAUUAAAAAUGAAGCCGAAACCAGAAUUGACAACUGCAUCGUCAUGGAGUAAAUUGCAACAAUAUUUCGAUGCUAAUGGGUCGAAAGUCAAAAUAUACGAUCUUUUUCAACAAGAUCCUAAACGCUUUGAAAAGUUUAGUCUAGAAAUUCCAACUCCCAAUGAUGGCUCAAUUUUACUUGAUUACUCCAAGAAUCGCCUUACAGAAGAAGCAUUUAAAUUAUUAUUAGAACUGGCACGUGAGCGAGAGAUUGAAGAUGCAAGAGAUGCCAUGUUUAAAGGAGAAAAGAUCAAUUUUACCGAGAACAGAGCAGUUCUGCAUAUUGCUUUGCGUAAUAGAGAUAAUAAACCCAUAUUAGUAGAUAAUAAAGAUGUAAUGCCAGACGUGAAUGCUGUUUUGAAACACAUGAAAGAAUUUACAGAUGAAGUCCUCUCAAAAAAAUGGAAAGGUUUCACUGGCAAAGCAAUUGAAGAUGUUGUUAAUAUCGGAAUAGGUGGUUCAGAUUUGGGUCCGUUGAUGGUGACAGAAGCAUUGAAAGCAUAUCAUGUCGGGCCAAGAGUUCAUUUUGUUAGUAACAUCGACGGAACUCACAUAGCCGAAACUCUAAAAAAAUUGAAUCCAGAAACAACUCUUUUUAUAAUAGCAUCGAAAACAUUUACUACUCAGGAAACGAUUACAAAUGCUACUUCCGCUAAAUUAUGGCUUUUGGAUGCUUUGAAAAAUGAUGCUGCGGUUGCACGCCAUUUUGUUGCGUUAUCUACCAAUAACCAGAAGGUUACAGAAUUUGGUAUCGAUGAGAAAAAUAUGUUUGGAUUUUGGGACUGGGUCGGAGGACGUUAUUCUUUAUGGUCAGCCAUUGGUUUAUCGAUUAGCUUGUCCAUCGGCUUUGAAAAUUUUGAAAAACUGUUGAGCGGAGCACACUUUAUGGAUCAACAUUUCUGCAGUGCUCCGUUAGAAAAAAACGCACCGGUUAUAUUAGCUCUGCUUGGUGUAUGGUAUCACAAUUUUUAUAAAGCUGAAACGCACGCAUUAUUGCCAUAUGAUCAGUAUUUGCACAGGUUCGCAGCAUAUUUUCAACAAGGUGAUAUGGAAAGUAAUGGGAAAUAUGUUACUCGAGCAGGAAAAACUGUAAAUUAUAAUACAGGCCCAAUUGUGUGGGGAGAACCUGGUACUAAUGGACAACAUGCAUUUUAUCAAUUAUUACACCAGGGUACUAGACUUGUACCUGGAGAUUUUAUAAUUCCAGUACAAUCGCACAAUAAGGUCCAAGGAACUCUUCAUCACAAAAUAUUGCUUGCCAAUUUCUUUGCACAAACUGAAGCAUUGAUGAAGGGUAAAAAUGAGAAUGAAGCCCGAACUGAAUUGCAAAAAGCGGGAAUGAGUCCUGAACAAGUGAAUUUGCUAUUACCACAUAAGAUGUUCGAAGGGAACAGACCUACCAAUAGCAUUCUCGUAAAAAAAGUAACACCUUUUACUCUUGGAGCUUUAAUCGCAAUGUACGAGCAUAAGAUUUUUGUGCAAGGCAUUAUCUGGGAUAUCAAUUCAUUUGAUCAAUGGGGCGUUGAAUUGGGAAAACAAUUGGCAAAAGUAAUUGAACCGGAAUUGGAGACUGAUAAUGCAAUUACAAGUCACGACUCGUCAACAAACGGGAUGAUCGCAUUUGUCAAGCGCAACAAAUCUUAAAACGUUUCUUAAACCGUACGGAGUAAUGUUAAGGUACAACAUAGUAAUCAUCAAUUAUUCUAUUUAAGGUUACGUUAAUAUGCGAAUGAUCAAAAUAUAAACGUUCUUUUUUGUAAAUUCUGUAUAAUGUUGAAUACAUAAUUUCUAUUUGUCUAAUUACAAAAUACAUUGGGAGUUAUAAAUUGUGAAAAAGCGUAUAAUAUAUAGAACAAUUGUUGAAUGUAA